CACGUGCAGUAGUCAUGGUUCAAGACGCACAGAGGUUUAUCUUAACUCCAGCAGUCGGGUGAGGAUGACUUGGAAGCCUCUGCAAGAUCCUGGAAUGGAAACUACAUUGAAUAAUGUAUUCUGAAGUAUACUGGAUACCUGAGGAAGGGCUCUAAAUAAUGCAUUUUCUGGGCAUGACAGUUGUAGCAGAAGAGAAUGCUGAAACCUGUAGCAAGACUACAGCCUGAGAUGAAAGAAUGUCUCAUUACCAUUUUAUCAAAUGCUGCUGUUUCCGGCUAUGUAAUGUUUUUCGGUCCCAUGAGAUGGAAAUUGAGCAGUGCUUGCUGGAGUCCCUCCCUCUCGGCCAGCGGCAGCGGCUGGUGAAGCGGAUGCGCUGUGACCAAAUAAAGGCAUAUUAUGAGCGAGAAAAAGCUUUCCAGAAAUGGGAGGGCUACGUGAAGAAACUGAAACGUGGAAAGAGUCAAGUUCGUUUUAAUCUUGCUGAUAUGAUACAGGAUGCAAUCAUACGUCAUGAUGAUAAAGAAGUGCUACGGCUAUUGAAGGAUGGUGCUGACCCUCAUAUGCUUGUUUCCUCAGGAGGCUCCUUGCUCCAUCUGUGUGCCCGCUAUGACAAUGCAUUUGCUGCAGAAAUUCUAAUUGACAGAGGAGUAAAUGUAAAUCAUCAAGAUGAGGAUUUUUGGACAUCAAUGCAUGUAGCCUGUGCCUGUGAUAAUCCUGAUAUUGUCCUGCUACUGCUAAUAGCUGGAGCAAAUGUGCUUCUGCAAGACGUUAAUGGAAACAUUGCCCUUGAUUAUGCCAUAGAAGGGACUGAAUCUAGCAGCAUCCUUCUGAUGUUCUUGGAAGAAAACGGUGUAGAGCUGAAUUCAUUGCGCCAAAUGAAGAUACAGAGAUCUAUGACAAUGCUUACAGAUGUCCGACAGCUCAUAUCAAGUGGAGGGAGCGUGAAUCAAAAGAAUGAUGAAGGAGUGACCCUGCUUCAUGUGGCCUGUGCUAAUGGGUACAAGAAUGUUGCAUCUCUGAUACUGGAUCAUGGGGCUGAUCUCAAUGUAGUGGAUAAUCAGUACUGGACACCCCUACAUUUAGCUGCAAAGUACGGACAGACCAACCUUGUGAAGCUGCUUUUGAUGCACUGGGCAAAUCCCAAUCUUCUUAACUGCAAUAAUGAGAAGCCUUCAGAUGUUGCAGCUUCUGAGUUUAUUGAGGAAAUGCUUCUGAAGGCUGAAAUUGUUUGGGAGGAAAAAAUGAAAGACCCCUUAGCUGUUUCUACUUUAUCUCAAGAAGAGCCAUAUGAAGAGAUUAUCCAUGAUCUGCCCACAAUUUCCAAUAAACUCAAUCCCCUGGCUUUACCAAUUGCCAAGCAAGACAGUUUGCUGGAGAAAGAUACCAUGUUUAAAGAUGCAGCUAAAGGCUUAUGUAAGCAGCAAUCUCAGGACAGUGCAUCUGAAAAUGUCACUGCGAACAUUACAACCAAACUUGAACAGAUCAAGCUAAUGCCUCCAGCUCCAAAUGAUGACCUGGCUUCUCUGAGUGAGCUAACAGACAGCAGUCUGCUUUAUGAGAUUCAGAAGCGUUUCAAUAAUAAUCAGAUAUAUACCUACAUUGGUGAUAUACUGUUGCUUGUUAACCCAUUUAAAGAACUUCCAAUUUAUUCUACCAUGGUCACCCAGCUUUAUUUAAGUAACUCUGGAAAAUUGUGUUCCUCACUUCCCCCACAUAUAUUUUCCUGUGCUGAAAGAGCUUACCACAUGCUAUUCCAGGAGCAGCGUCCUCAGUGCUUCAUCCUCAGUGGAGAAAGUGGUUCUGGGAAGACUGAAGCCUGCAAACAGAUAGUGAAGCAUCUCACUUGCAGAGCCAGCUCCAGCAGAAACACCUUUGAUACACAGAUAAAACAUGUAAACUGUAUCUUGGAGGCCUUUGGACAUGCUAAGACACCCUUGAAUGAUUUUUCCAGCUGUUUUAUAAAAUAUUUUGAGCUGCAGUUUUGUGAGAAGGAAAAAACAUUAAUUGGAGCUAGGAUUUAUACAUACAUGUUGGAGAAGUCACGUGUCAUUAUGCAGCCUCUCAACCAGAGUAAUUUUCAUGUUUUUUACUUGAUGAUGGAUGGGCUGUCUGCUGAAGAAAAGUACAACCUGUACCUCAGUAAUUUGUCUGCACACAGGUAUCUAAGCCAGACUGCAGUGGAAGAGUUGAUGUUAACAGCCAACCCUCAAAACAGGGAGAAAUUAGCCAUGCUAAAACAAGCUCUAGGUGCUAUGGGAUUCAACAGCCUGGAGGUGGAGAACCUGUUUGUAAUUCUCUCAGCAAUUCUGCAUCUUGGAGACAUUCGCUUUACGACUCUGACAGACGCUGAGACAGCAUUUGUGUCAGACCUGCAGCUACUGGAACAAGUGGCAGGGAUGUUGCAGGUUUCACCAGAUGAGCUUGCUUCAGCCUUAACAACUGAUGUUCAGUAUUUUAAAGGAGACAUGAUUGUACGGAGGCAUACUAUAGAGAUUGCAGAAUUUUACCGGGAUCUCUUGGCAAAAACUCUUUAUGGUCGUUUAUUUAGCUUUUUAGUCAACACAAUCAACUGCUACCUUCAAAAUCAAGAUGAGACUGACAGUGACCAGGUAUUUGAAAUUGGAGUACUGGAUAUUUUUGGAUUUGAAGAAUUUCAAAAGAAUACUUUUGAACAGCUGUGUGUCAACAUGACCAACGAGAAGAUACACCAGUAUAUCAAUGAAGUCCUUUUCCUACAAGAGCAAGCAGAAUGUGUACAAGAGGGAGUUGCCAUGGAAACGGUGUAUUCUCCUAGUAACCAUACUGCAGCCUUGGAUUUUUUCUUUCAGAAACCAUCAGGCUUUUUGUCAAUGCUGGAUGAAGAAAGCCAAUCUAUUUGGUCAGUGGAACAGAGUCUUUCUAAACGCAUUCAGUCUUACUUGGAUGCAUCUGACAUGAAUACAGUAUAUUCCUCCACAAAAGAUGGAAACGGUAAUCUUGCCCCAAAGGAUCAGGGCUCCACCUUCACUGUUAUGCAUUAUGCUGGGAGGGUUACUUAUGAAAUUGCUGGUGCGAUAGAAAAAAAUAAAGAUACCCUUUCACAAAAUCUUGUAUUUGUAAUGAAAACCAGUGAAAAUGUAGUCAUCAAUCAGUUGUUCCAGUCCAAGCUGACACAAACUGGAUCACUUGUUCCUCCAUAUCGUUCCCUUAAAGUCAAAGGGUGUAAAACAGCUUUGCUAAAACCAUCAGUAAUGUCUGCAAGUGGAGAAGCAAAGAAAUACAUUGAGCUCAGCAAGCUGUUGAAAAAGAAAGGAACAUCCUCAUUUCUUCAGAGACUGGAACGAGGGGGCCCAACCACUGUGGCAGUACAGCUCAGGAAAUCACUCACAGAUAUUAUUGGGAAGCUGCAGAACUGCACGCCACAUUCUGUUCAUUGUAUAAAGCCUAAUAACUCCAAGUUGCCAGAUACUUUUGACAAUUUUUAUGUGUCUGCUCAACUGCAGUAUAUUGGUGUUCUAGACAUGGUCAAAAUCAUACGACAUGGGUAUCCAAUACGUCUCUCUUUCACAGACUUCUUGUCAAGGUAUAAAGAUUUGGCUGAUACAGAAGCAGGAGAGAAGAAGAAGUUGUCUGCCAAGGAGAGAUGUCGUCUUGUUCUUCAGCAGUGUAAAUUACAAGGCUGGCAGAUAGGAGUCCGAAAAGUGUUUCUUAAGUACUGGCAAGCUGACCAUCUCAACGAUUUGUGCCUUCAGCUUCACAAGAAAAUUAUAACCUGCCAAAAAGUUGUAAGAGGAUUUCUAGCUCGCCAGCGCUUGUUACAGAGGAUGAGCAUCAAACAGCAAGAGGUCACCUCAAUCAACAGCUUCUUGCAGAACGCUGAGGAUAUGGGAUUGAAAACAUAUGAUGCCUUGGUUAUUCAAAAUGCUUCUGACAUUGCUCGGGAAAAUGACCGGCUCCGCAACGAGAUGAACACUGCUUACCACAGGGAAAAGUUAGAUGCCAGAAAGGCAUCUGGCAGACCAGAAGAAGGCCACAAAAGAGCUGAAGACAAGGGUGGGAAGGUCUCUGAGGACAGCUUUGCCGGCUGUCGAAUGCCUAAGCACUUUCAUUCCAGCUCCGUCCCUGUCCCCAUGGCAGUGGACAGCUUGGUACAUUCUGCUGCUGGGUCAUCCAUCAGAUCCCCCUCCCUGCACUCUGUGUUCAGCAUGGAGGAUAACAAUAGCCAGUCAUCACCAAGGAAACAGCCUCCUCCCAAACCAAAGAGGGACCCCAACACGCGACUGAGCGCUUCAUACGAGGCUGUUAGUGCUUGCCUGUCGGCAGCUUCUAAGGAAACUGCUAACGAAGUACUGACCCGUCCAAGGCCACACAGUGAUGAUUAUAGUACUAUGAAAAAAAUACCUCCCAGAAAACCAAAACGAAGUCCCAAUACAAAACUUAGUGGCUCUUACGAAGAAAUACCUGGCCAAAAGCCCGGUGAUGUAAAACAGACAAGCACAGUAGCUAAACCAGGUGUCUAUGACACUAUGGCAGUACAGAGAGCAGCUUCUGCUGAUGGGCCACAACAUGGCGUGUUGAGUCUCUAUAUGUCACAAGAAGAGGAGGAAAAUGAGCCUGUCUAUAUUGAAAUGGUAGGGAAUGCAAUGAAGAGCAUUUCUGCUGAAGCAGAAAGUCCAGAACAAGGAGAGUCUGUAUAUGAAGAAAUGAAGUAUUUUCUACCAGAAGAAGGAAGCAAUGGUAAUGGAAUAGUUCCAGUAGUGACUGGAUCUCCUCCUUUGUUGUUUGAAAGCAAAAAAACCUUUAACAUUGAAGAUGGGCCAUUGGAUGGAAACAGUCAGGCAGCUUUGAUCUAUAAAGAUUCAUGUGACAUUCCAGCCCCUUUCCCUAACUUGCUCCCCCACAGACCACCACUUCUUGUAUUUCCUCCAACCCCUGUCACGUGUUCACCUGCUUCUGAUGAAUCACCUCUAACACCACUUGAAGUCAAAAAGCUUCCUGUAUUGGAAACCAACCUAAAAUACCCCGUGCAGUCCGAAGGAUCAAGUCCGUUAUCACCACAGUACUCCAAAAGCCAGAAAGGGGAGAAUGAAAGACCAGCAUCUCCAGGCUUGGUUGUGUUCAAUGUUUCCAGCAAAGUGACUCCUCCUUCCACGCCACCUCCUCCUCUCCCACCACCCCCUCCUCCUGUACCACCUUCUAUUUCCUACCGGGCUUCCACACAUUUUGCAUUUCCUCCAGAAACUUGUGCUAGUUUUCUAAUUAAUACAGGGAAAACAGGUACAAGCUCAGAUCUUCCAAAAGUACCUCAGAGACCAAAUCCUGCUCAGCUUGGAUGCUCCUCUUCUCCGUUCUCCAAACUGCCUUACUCCCCAAAGGUGGCAAGAGCAGAUCACAGGAAAUUGAACUCAAAUUCAUCAUCUUCAUUUUCAUACAGCCCUACAAACUCAAGGUCAUUGACCAGUCCCCUUGAUGAGUUAACUAGCUUGUUCAACUCAGGACGGAGUGUGCUACGAAAAUCUGCAGCAGGAUGUAAGAUCAGGGAACCAGAAGGUGCUGAAACUAAUCUGAACUUGAGGAGCAGGGAAGAUCCAAACACAUCAGAUAUUGGAUCAGAAACCCAGGAUAAAAAUGCAAACAACCAUGGAACUCAGUCGUCUAAUCCACUGUCCAGUUCUGUGACUGCUGAAAAUGGAAAUUCAGUAUCAAAUGGUUUACCAGAGGAAAAUGAAUAUUCAAGACUGUCAGCCGGCAAUACAGCAGGCUCAUCGAUUCAAAGACAUAGGGAGAGCCACACUAGUCAGGUUAUUCACCAGCUUAGACUUUCAGAGAAUGAGAGUGUGGCUCUGCAAGAGCUUCUAGAUUGGAGGAGAAAGCUGUGUGAAGAGAGAGAAGACUGGCAGCAAAUCUUACACAACACUGAGCAAAGAAUCACAGCCCCACCUCCGCCCCCUUGUAAAAAGCCAACGCUGCUGAAGAAGGUAGAAGAUACCUCCUGCAACAGACUCUCUUCAGGCAUAUGGGAUUCCACCAUGUGAUUCAGAAGUGUGUGUUUGCAGACUGUUAGGAAUGAAACCAUCUAAAGACUUCAAUCUGCACUAUCAGCAAGUUCUCUUCCCUUCACAAAGUGUGCAGGGAUUUUUUAUGAGUGCUCAUUCAAGAGCACAGGAUGGAGGAGCUGUUUAGAUCUGUUGUGUGUGUGUGUGUACAUGUGUAUGUUUGUUCUUUUCAUAUAUAUACACAUAUACAUAUAUGUGUUCAUCUGUGACUUUAUAUAUGUAUGCAUGUGUAUAUAUAUAUGGAGACAAACUGCACUAUAAGUACUUAGUUUAAAAGUACAAGACGGUCACUUAGAAUUUUCCUAUGGACAGUGAAGAAACUGUGUUAAGCAAAUGAUGAUGGGGAGAAGUGUCUGACAGGCAUUUUAGAGAGCUUGGGAAAGUCUAUGUGCACACUGUACAGCUGUUUUAUAUAGUACAAAAAUAUGAUGUUUCUUGUUCCCUAAUGAAUGGUUUUAUUAUAUUACAUGUAUACAUAUAUAUAUUUCUUUGUAGAUGUCUGUGUUCUAUUGGCGUUGCAAACCUGAAGGUUAUUUACAUGUUUAUUACUGGUGUUUUAUAACUUCAUGCAAUUGGUGCUGUCGUUCUUUCUUCAAAAUACAGGUCAUACAUUCAGUACUUGCAUUUUUCUUUCAUAGUUUAUCUUUAACAACAUACCAAACAGUUUCAACACUGUAUUGUUUUCUCAGAACUGGCAAUAUCCUUUCUAAAAUCUAAUCCUGAAAUUCUUGCAAAGCUUCUAUAUACAGGUGUGAUUUGGUGCUGUUCACAGCCACGAAUUAGAGGGAAUGACUUUCUUUCUGUGGACCUGUGUUUCUGAAUGUGUGCAGCUACAUCUCAAAUCUUAUUUCAUUCUGGGUUAUGCAAAAUAAUGAGGCACUCAUUUAGAUUACAAAUAUGGUUUGAAAUUCAUACCUGAUUAUGCAUAGGGUCAGGUGUCAGUGGAAAGAUAGAUAAUGGUAAUGAGGUAUGAAAAUAGGGCUGUGAUUUACUGUUGCAAGCCAGAAGGUUUUAUGGAGAUGGAUAUAUCAAAGGAUUAUGUCCUUAUGGUGGUACAGUGAUGCAUUUAUACCUCAAAUUUCGUGUAAUGAAAUGCUUUCAGAAACUGGAGCAUUCUAGUUGGCGAACAUGAGUUCUGAGUAGUAACGUUAAUUUAUGAAAAACAUGCUGCUGGAAAUUUGUUAGCUACUGCUCAGCAGUCUUUGAAAUACUGCUUUGCUACUAGAAGGUGUAAUUUAUAUAUAUACACAGGUAUUUUGUCAGGGACUGCUUAUUUUAAGUUCUUAGAGUAUGUAGAGCCAAUGUGAAACACUUUUCUUGGCUGUUUGCUCCAUUCCUACUGGGAUCCAGGAAAAAGUGCUUGUAAUUUUGCAAGUGGAUGUAAAACUAAUAUUUUCAAAUGUAAGCUAGAUUUAAAAAAGUAAGCUCACCCUUGUUUGGAAGUUGUUAGGAAAGUUAAAAAAAGACCUGCUUGGAGAUGUAGGUUUUUCCAUCAUGUUUGACAGAAGCUUCAAACAGGCUGAAUGGCAAAAAACAAUCACAUGCUUGUUUGUUUUUACAGAGAAGCAUCAAAACUCAAAUUGUUCUCAUGAGCAUCAUCAAGCUGUAGGCAGAAUUAAGCACCUUCACUUGCUGGAGAUUAAAAUAGACAUUUUGAGUGGACAAGGAAGGGGAGACACCAUGUUAGCUCAGAAUUUUACCUUGUUAUCACUGUUAGCUUCAUAGAAGUUCUCUCUGUUAAGAUUACCCAUUUCUAUUUCAUGGAGAAGCAGGGACUCUGGAAUCUGAAUUGUACCUUUAGCUGAUGUAAAUGGUCAUAGAUCAUUAUCCAGGAGGGGCAGCUAACCACUGUGAGGUUAUGCAGAAAACAACUCUCACCUGCUAAACAAUUAUGUCAAAAUAAGUCUUUGCCUGGAGGAAUUGAGGUUUCUGUCUUUUCAGAUAACCAGGGACAGAGAGAGAUCCCUGUGUAAAAGACCCCUGGAUGCAUGAGAGCUAAUUAACGUGACCUUGCAACUACAUUGCUUCCAGGGUGCAAGUUGUUAUCCUUACAUGGCACAGCAUCACUAUACAUAGCCAUAACAACAUCUAGCCAGCUAGCUUUGGAAUCCUGAACACCUCAUUGCACUGAGACAUGCAGACAUGCCCUCAGGCUUAUCACUCCUCAAAUGGGCCUGGCAAAUGGCCCUCUCAUAAGCUCCAUCAUAUUGCUGACUCUAAUGCCCACUAUCUGACUUGGCAACUGGUAGCAAUCAAUCCACAGCAGCCUGGCAGUUUAGGGCAAGCUGUAAAAACUGACUGAGAAGCCAGUUUAAAUCAUGCCAAGAUCCCUGCUGCAGCAGUGAACUUGCUACCAGUCACCAAGCUGACUAUUUGUAAGGUGAGCUUGUGUAUCUCCAGAUGACACUGUUGUCAUUGCUGCAUUUGUAAUGUGGGAGUACCCAGCAGGGAAAGAAUACAUUUGUCACAUGGAGUUUAAAAAGGAGUUUUAAAUGGGAAAUAGUAUAAAUGCACAUUAUACUAUUUGCAGUCUUUAUUAAAAGUUGUGAUAGAGCUGUGAUCAGCCGCGGUUGCAGGAGCUCAAAUGGGGUCUAAGGAACCUUUUUACUACUCUUUCACAGUCUGUAUUGUGCCCUAUGACAGCAAUAUGAACCAAGUGUAGAAAAAAGGUAUGUAGAUAUUUAGCAGUUUCAUCAAUACAGUUACCCAGGAGAAACCAGUACAAACCUGAUUCAGGCAAUCUGAAUCUCCAGACAAUAAGCAAAGCAGAUUAUCCCCACCGCUGUGCAGAAGACCUUUGUUCUAUUUUUCACAAACUCGGGUAAGAAAGACAUAUAUUUUCUGGGGGUCUUCCUUAAAGCAUGUUACCAGAAUGCAAUACAACAAACUAAAUAGCAGAAGAUGUGAGACCCUUUUUUUUUCAAUAUAGUUAUUAAUUCCAGGUUAUGUAAUGGCUAGUUUUUUGCUUGGGAGGAUUUUUCAGGAUAUUCCAUUAAAAUAUAAUACUAUAGGAAUAAAGUAUCUGUGUUAAAACAUGUUUUAAAUAUUUCUCUAAUGGCAGUAAGACACUCCAGAGUGUGACUUAUGAUGUCAUAAUUCACACCUAGUGUGUUCAUUGGUCCCUUGGCCUUUGGCCUUGUGCCUAACAAUGCAGUUGGUAGGGAAUUAUUAUACCAUAAUUCACACCCUACUGUGUCUUAUUGCUUAAAUAACCAUACCCCCAGAGGUGUCUUAAAACUGCCAUUAAAGUUUAUAUUGUAUAUCAAAAUGUGUUUACAGGGCUGGGAAAAUAUACUAUUGUCAUUUUGCAAUGUUGAGAAGUAGUUUUAGCAGAACUGUACAGUGCUUGUAAAUUAAUCUCCCUAGUGGAGUAUGCACCAGCCAAUUACAGUAUUUCUUGAGUAUAUGAAGUCCUCUCUUACACAUUAAAAAAUAGCUUAGACACAAAAAAAAAAAAAAAAAGCCUUAUGAAUUUAAUAUUCUAAAGGGAGAAAUUAAACUCUAUGAGCAUGCUAAUGCCCUUAAUAUCCAAUGAACAAUCUAAAAUAUAUUUAUAUUUGCAAUAAAGCAGUUUCAGGAAGCUGGGGUUAUCAUCAGAUAAUCACUCCUCCACAUUGUGCCUUAUUGCUUCAUUUUUAAUAUGUGAAACAAACAAAACUUCUAACAAAUCAGCCUGUCCUUCGGUAUAAGGUAAGAAGAAUCAGAUACAUUUUAUACUUUAAAAAGUCACUGGUCUUAUAGCCAAGGGAAUUCUGAAACCAUAUUAAACCACAAUAAAAGAAAAACAACAGCUGUUGGCAUGAGAAAUUUUUAAAGCUUGUAAACCUUACUUAUUACUCCUGAAAUAGCACUUGGUGGUUUUUAGUUGCUGUAGUUAUGUUCCUUUUGCAGAUUAUAAGCAAAACUUAACUUUUAAAAACUGAUUUAGAUGUUCAGAGAAAUACAUGCACCAAUAUUUUACAAAAGAUCUGUGUACAGCAUGAAGUGAAAAGCCUUUUAAAAAUCUGUAUUGUUUACAAAACAAUGGUAUGAUUGUUGAAUAAGUGAGUUACAUUUACCUAUUUGCCAGUAAUCCUUUUUUAUUCCUUCUAAAAGGUUGACUUAUUUUCAUUAAUAACUUUAUUAUACUGCAGAUCCUUUGUGUGUGGGACAAAGAAGUUCAUUAACUUGCUAAGAAAGCGUAAUGGAUUGUAGCAUAGUUCUAAAGUGAUAGUAAUAGCCAUAUUCAUUGUAGUUUUUAAUUCUGCUCUAUAGUAUUGACAUCCCUAGUAAUCCUGUGAUUCUUAUCUCUAUAAAGCCUGCUAAUAUCUGAAAUGCUCUGAGGAACCUAAAAUAAGUUUUGCCAUUCGCUUGUUAAACAAUAAAUGUUCUUAAACUCUGUGCAAGUCAGUUUUCCAGAAUGAUAUUAAACAUUUCAUGGCUUUGUGUUCUAAAUAUAUAGUUUUUAACGAGACUGAACGUAACUAUUUGUCAGUAGCUGAACAAAAGAGAAGGGUGUAUAAGGAAUGCUUCUCUUACAGUUUUGCUGUUCUCUGUAAACUCAGGAUUUUCAUGUUGAGAAGAAAGAAAUAAAUCCCAGUGCUGGCUUGUACUGUGGCUGUGAAAAUUA
Messenger RNA from Strigops habroptila (Kakapo), 10644 nucleotides. It is a transcript of the gene MYO16, whose product is annotated as myosin XVI. The transcript has 35 exons. Gene Ontology annotation, biological process: phosphatidylinositol 3-kinase/protein kinase B signal transduction; neuron projection morphogenesis; negative regulation of G1/S transition of mitotic cell cycle. The record is from RefSeq and is a predicted model, not a curated record. Lineage: Eukaryota; Metazoa; Chordata; Aves; Psittaciformes; Psittacidae. Gene Ontology annotation, cellular component: myosin complex; perinuclear region of cytoplasm; nucleoplasm. Gene Ontology annotation, molecular function: actin filament binding; cytoskeletal motor activity; ATP binding. The coding region runs from base 237 to 6014 and encodes 1925 amino acids.